GAUUUUCAGUAAGCAUCCGAAGCGAUCCGCGAGUAGAAGUGCCUUUUACCCAUCGAUCUUGGAAAUUAAACUUAUAAUGUUCUCGAAACUGACAACACGCGGCAUUGCCACCCGCCUCAGCUACUUGGCCCAGAAGACAGCUGCCCAGGAGUCGGCCACUUCAUCCGGAUCUUCCCUUUCCGAGGCCGUCUAUGCCCGGGAAAAUAAAUACGGUGCCCACAAUUACCAUCCACUGCCGGUUGCCUUGUCCAAGGGCGAAGGCGUCUUCGUCUGGGAUGUGGAGGGAAAACGCUACUUCGACUACUUGAGUGCCUAUUCGGCAGUCAACCAGGGCCACUGCCAUCCAAAGAUCGUCAAAGCCUUAACCGAACAGGCCUCCAAAUUGGCCUUGACAUCGCGUGCCUUUUAUUCAGAUGUCCUGGGCGAGUACGAGGAGUAUGUGACUAGGCUGUUUGGUUUCGACAAAGUGCUGCCAAUGAACACGGGUGUUGAGGGUGGAGAAACCGCCUGCAAAUUGGCCCGCAAGUGGGGCUAUCUGGAGAAGAAAAUACCAGCCAAUCAGGCCAAGAUCAUUUUUGCCCGCAACAAUUUCUGGGGACGCACCCUGUCCGCAGUUUCGGCCUCCAAUGAUCCCAGUAGCUACGAGGGAUUUGGACCCUUCAUGCCGGGAUUCGAGUUGAUCGAAUACGAUAAUGUUACAGCACUGGAGGAGUCCCUCAAGGAUCCCAAUGUGUGCGCUUUCAUGGUGGAACCCAUUCAGGGCGAAGCCGGUGUGGUGGUCCCGAGUGAUGGUUAUCUGAAGAAGGUCCGUGAACUCUGCUCCAAGUACAAUGUCCUCUGGAUUGCUGAUGAAGUGCAGACGGGAUUGGCCAGAACCGGAAAAAUGCUGGCUGUUAAUUACGAACAGGUUCAGCCAGACAUUCUGAUCCUGGGAAAGGCAUUAUCCGGUGGCUUGUAUCCUGUUUCUGCGGUUCUCUGCAACGAUCAGGUGAUGCUGUGCAUCAAGCCAGGAGAGCAUGGAUCCACUUACGGCGGCAAUCCUUUGGGCUGCAAGGUGGCCAUGGCCGCCUUGGAGGUCCUGCAGGAGGAAAAGCUGGCCGAGAAUGCCUUCAAAAUGGGUCAACUGCUGCGCAGCGAGUUGUCCCAGCUGCCCAAGGAUGUGGUUUCGGUGGUGCGCGGAAAGGGUCUGCUCAACGCCAUCGUCAUUAAUAAGAAAUACGAUGCCUGGCAGGUGUGCCUGAAGCUCAAGGAGAAUGGUCUUCUGGCCAAGCCCACCCAUGGCGACAUCAUUCGUUUUGCUCCUCCACUCGUCAUCAAUGAGUCUCAAAUGCUCGAGAGCAUCGACAUUAUCAAGAAGUCCAUUCUGUCUAUGUAGAUUUUCGGAUCGGAGCUCUUUUAUAGCUCGAAUAGCAUUUAUCAAGAUUUAUGUUAAGUUUUUUGGAAAGUCUGAAAUAAAUUACAAUUUUAAUAAUUUUUAUAUAAAA
Molecule: messenger RNA, 1484 nt
Organism: Drosophila elegans
Lineage: Eukaryota; Metazoa; Arthropoda; Insecta; Diptera; Drosophilidae
Gene: Oat
Product: ornithine aminotransferase, mitochondrial
Exons: 3
Coding region: 77-1375 (432 amino acids)
Cellular component (GO): cytoplasm
Molecular function (GO): L-ornithine transaminase activity; identical protein binding; pyridoxal phosphate binding
Source: RefSeq, a predicted model, not a curated record